Messenger RNA from Blastomyces dermatitidis ER-3, 1917 nucleotides. RefSeq names its product FluG domain-containing protein. Bases 121 to 1917 code for a protein of 598 amino acids. The record is from RefSeq and is a predicted model, not a curated record. NCBI's taxonomy places the organism in Eukaryota, Fungi, Ascomycota, Eurotiomycetes, Onygenales, Ajellomycetaceae. The transcript has 6 exons.
UUGCCAGGAGAAGCUCAGCGAUGAAUCGUGUCGAGCGUUUCUGGUAUCGGUCGGUCCCCUCACCUCGCCGUAUCCAUAUGCAUCACCUGCUAAUUAUGCCUAAGCAGUCACUGUACAUUCAUGGGCGUUGAGACCUAUGGCCACCUCGCUGAAAAUGUCGCCGAGCACUUCCGGGUCUAUGCUGACUGGCGAUUGAAGAACUUCAAUAUCACAAAACAAAGCACUAUCUGGGUUGAAUGGAAAUUCCUUCGACUGCUCGUCAAGAGGGAGACAGGACGGAAGGUGGAUGAAUUGAUUGGCGAGCAGUUCAUCUUAGGACCUCUGACUGAUGAGUAUGAUUUGGACCUAUCAACCAGCUAUAAACCGGUAGUGAGCGUGGAGGACCUAAUUGCCAUCCUUCACUACCACUGGUGUGUUGAUACUGCCUCUGUCACGCAUGAGCGAUACACCCUACAGAAUGCGCUACUGAUGUUAUUCAUUGCCUACACCUCGGCACGGCCUGGAGCACUGAUCGAGAGUGGUUGUCUCCGUGGGUCCAAUGAGGCGCUCUGCUACAAGGACAUCGCGCUGCGUGUGGUUCCAAACCCAGAUCAACCAGAACGCCAUUUGCUCGUGAUGGAAGUUUCCCUACUAUUUAUGAAAGGGAAGCGAGGCAAAUCACAACCGACAACAUAUAUUUUCCAUGAGCGAGACGAUAACCUCGCACUUUGCCCUGUCUCUCACUUCAUUGCCCUGGCACUAGCCGACGAUGCAUUUGAAGCGAGAGGCAUUGUCUCAGUCGAAGAUAUACUCCGUGUUCGAGUGCCAGCACACCGGAAUAGUCUACACCUGAAGUGGAAGGCUGACAUGCUUGAUGUUCCGGUAUUUCGCCGAGCCAUACACACAGCGGAGGGGGUUCGAAUCUCCCCAGAUAAAGCCCUACCGCGAGGAACUGCGAAUGCAGUUGAUACUGUUGCAACUCCGAGUGAACGUAACCAAAUCAUGGGCCACUCCCGAGCAGAUAUCUUCGAACGCUACUAUAUCUCAAUGAAAGUCAAGCGGGAUGUGCAGUCCGCCUAUCUUGGCUGCCCUCCCAAAGAGUCCAUCAUCCGCACAGUUGGACGCUUCAGCCUAACCCGUGAUCCCCGUGCUCCAAAGGAGCUAGGGAGUGAGCACAAGGAAGCGAUAGAGCAGGAUCCACAACUGAUCAAAUUGCGUAAUCGACAUCUUUCGCUAAAGAAGCUGAUGGAGAGAAAAUAUGGAUCAGUUUCAAAAGCCAGGAGCAGUGACCUGCAUCGCCAAUACACCGAGCUUGGGGAGGAGAUCAAGGACAAGCGACAAUAUCUCCACCGCGAAGCAUUCGACCGCUUGAGAGAGGAUUUUUUUGCAACGAUCGACACGAUUGAGAUUGAGAGGCAGCUUUUGGGGCUGUCUUUCAGCAACGAGCUCCAGGUCGAGGACCCAAAGAAUGUGCAAUUUGUUUUCAAAGAACGAAAACGGCUCUCACAGAACCUAUUUCGAUCCUCGGAUUGUAGGGUAGAAGACCAUACGGAGAUCUAUGCCCGCCGAGUGCAGACCAUUCAAGACUGGGUUUCACUCUGCAGCUUACGCGAAGGACCACGCAAGCGAAGAGCUGCAUCUGCAGACUCUGGAAUCGAUCUUGCAUUCGAUGAGAUCAUCGACGCGGAUACCUUUCCCGCCCUGUGCCCUGGUACUCAAUGUCUCUUCUGCCUUGGAGAUGACCAGCUUCCGCUUUCUGGGCGCAUCUAUUCCUUUUUACGUCCCGAUCAUCUCCGAAGACACGUUCAAGAUUGCCACUUCCGUUAUCUGGACGCCACCGCUCCUCUGUGGUGCCCUCACCCAUCGUGCUUAGAGCUUCUAGAUGGCGUGCAGGACUUUCAGGGACACGCUCUUCAAGUUCACAACGUGUACAUUUGA